GCGGCGGUGUCUGGAGUCAGUCGAGUGGCUUCCUUGUGGUUCACUUUUAUAGUCCAUCAAUAAAAUGGAAUUAAAGUUUCCAGUAAAAUAACGUACCAGCCAUAUGGAUGACCAUGCGCGCAAAGAUUGUAGGGCCUAUAGCUGCCUGGUUACCAAAAUUUGUAGUCACUUGGAUUUUAAAUUAAAGAAUUAACAAGUUCCAGUACCGACCUAAUCCAGAAGGAGAAAUGGAUUGAAACUGUGAAUUUGCAAGAGGAAAAUUCAAUACAAAUCAACGAAAAAUAUCAAGUGUGUAUCUAAAGCAAGAUCUUUUCUAGAAGAAUUGGCAAAGUGAAAGCGUGAUACUGAUAAAGAUUGUCACAACGUGGAUAGUAUUAUCUCAACUGAAAAUCUUCACACAACUAUGACGGCAAAUGCUAGUAAUGGUACCGAAGGAGAGGACCUUCGAUUGGGAGAUCGUAAAUGGUUUAUUAUCUUUAAGUAUUCUAUAUACUGCAUUAUAUUCCUGAUAAGUUUAAUUGGAAACACGAUGGUUUGUUUCGUUAUAUGCCGAAGAAUGAAAGUAAAAACUGUCACAAAUUACUUCAUAAUGAACCUGGCGGUUAGUGACCUCUUAUACACAUUGUGUAUUCCAUUUGACGUAUAUGCAACAGUUAAUGACGCUUGGCCCUACGGAGCAAUCAUGUGUCGUGUUUUAUAUCCUGCACAGACUGCGACAAUUACUGUGUCAGGAUUUACAUUGACUGCAUUGAGUGUGACAAGAUUUUGGGCUGUUUUAAAGCCGUUACGGAGACAACUAUCUGUAAAACAGGCUAGUUCAGUGAUCGCUCUUUUAUGGGUAUUGGCUACAAGCACGGUAAUUCCUUACAUUAUUUACCUCAAAUUAGAAGGAACUUGUGAAGAGGAAUGGCCACAUCACGAACAAAGAAGGAUUUAUACCGCUUCACUCUUCGUUAUCCAAUAUGCAGUACCAUUAUUUAUCAUAACAGUAUGUUAUAUUUCAAUUGCACUUGAGUUAACUAAGGGACAAGCAAAAACAGCUAAUCGGACUUUAGCAAAAGCUCGAGGAAAAGAAGCAAGAAAAGUUAUUAAGAUGUUGGUUAUAGUGACUCUAGUAUUCGCUUUUUUAACAUUACCUUCAUCUAUUAUGUGGAUGUGGUUAGAUUUCGGUAACGCUGUCGUCGAUAAAUUUCCUAAUUUUUGGGAUGUUAUGGAUGUUUUAAAUGUUUUGGAUUUUUUGAAUUGUGCGUCUAAUCCAAUCAUUUACUCGUUUUGCAACGAAAGUUUUAGUCGAGAGUUUCGACGACAGUUGGGAUGCGUUGUUUCAGUUCCGAGCACAACGUCUAAUAAUAGUUUCGAGUCAGGUAAAGUUACCACAGCAUUUGGAUCAUCGUCGCCUGGCAACGGACAUGCAACGCCACUUCGAGAAAGUUUAUCAAAAGAUGGAAACACGGAACAGAAUGCAGAUCGUGCGACUCUUUUGUGAACUGGGUUUCCAUGCAUACUGGAUUUUUGAUACCUGGGUCCAGUUAUCAAGUACAAUGGCUGAGAACAAGAAAAUGGCUUUUUUUCAGUUUUGAAAUAUAUCAAUAUUUCCUAGCAAUACUCUUUUAAUUUUUUACCUACAUUAUCUGUACAAUAAUAAGUACGUGCUCUUCGCCCCUCGUGGCAAAAAGACUCUAAUGAUGCACACAGACUACACUUCCUAAAAUAUGAACAUAAUAUUCAGUAGAAAUAAUUUAAUCUGGCUGGUAAGAUAUUGAUAGAUGACGUUUCACCAGUGGUGGAUUAUACGAGCAUAACGAGGCCUGUAGGAUGAGAAAAAUUGAGGUGAUUGCCUACUUGUGAAUUGGAAUAUCUAACUAAAUUUAGCUGGCUAUAAGUGAAACAAUUAAACUGCAUGGUUUUUCAAUAAACUGGUAUUGCCAUAUAAGGCAACAAUGCCAACAAAUAAUUCCUUGCCUCGAGCGAGAUUUGAACUCGCAUUCUAUAAUUUUAUCCUAUAUCCAAGGUCAUGCAUGUGUAAUUGCAUGAUGGUUACAGAAAAAUAAACCUAUUCGUAUUCAUAUAUAUAUACUUCUUGAAAGAAUUUCACUAUUAGAGGUAGUCAUCCUUCCCAUGGUAAACUUGGGAGGGAAUUGAUGUAUUGCUCCAAGUUACGCAUUUGGUACGUGUAUUUUCAAAGCUUUAACCAAUUACAAGCGCUUCCUAGUCAUACAUUAUCUGCAUAGGCAAAACGGUUAAUAUCGGGGCGAACUUUGCCAAAAAGCCGCUUCGCUAUUGCAUAAAACGACGCAUGCGUAUUGAUCUAUAUAUAAUGAUCCACCUACAAAGUUAAUCAGACUGUUAUUUUAGAUAUUAAAUUAACCGUGGGUGAAUCAAUGGCUGCCAUGACAGUAUUGAAGGAACUAUAUUACAUACAAUAGGAUCACACAGCCAUACAUACAACGUGGCUCCAAUUUUUCUAUGCAUUCGACUGCAUGGACAUGCAGAGUAAUGCAUGGGCGGACAAGCUGCAGUUUCUUCGAUUGACCCAGAGAGGCAGAGACAUAUAUAUAAUGGUGGACAAUUUCAUGUGUUGAGAUAUUAAGCGUAUAUAUUUGUAUUCACUUGAAUAUUAAUUGUAACAUUCCAGUUCCGGCUAUUGAAAAAAAAAUCAGUAAUUACAGUCUUGACUAUUGAAAAAAGAUACCAACAUUAGUAAACGUACUUAUGUGAAGUCACGCUAUGGAAAUUUUAAUAAAUUAUAGAUAACUAAG
Dendronephthya gigantea is the source of this 2759-nucleotide messenger RNA. Its product is annotated as neuropeptide FF receptor 2-like. Bases 404 to 1486 code for a protein of 360 amino acids. Gene Ontology annotation, cellular component: membrane. The record is from RefSeq and is a predicted model, not a curated record. The transcript has 3 exons. Gene Ontology annotation, molecular function: neuropeptide Y receptor activity. Gene Ontology annotation, biological process: G protein-coupled receptor signaling pathway. NCBI's taxonomy places the organism in Eukaryota, Metazoa, Cnidaria, Anthozoa, Malacalcyonacea, Nephtheidae.